This is a messenger RNA of Silurus meridionalis, 1629 nucleotides long. It is a transcript of the gene trappc6bl, whose product is annotated as trafficking protein particle complex subunit 6B, like. Gene Ontology annotation, biological process: regulation of GTPase activity; endoplasmic reticulum to Golgi vesicle-mediated transport. NCBI's taxonomy places the organism in Eukaryota, Metazoa, Chordata, Actinopteri, Siluriformes, Siluridae. The coding region runs from base 177 to 665 and encodes 162 amino acids. The record is from RefSeq and is a predicted model, not a curated record. Gene Ontology annotation, cellular component: cis-Golgi network; trans-Golgi network; TRAPP complex. The transcript is spliced from 7 exons.
AAAGUUGUUUGCACACGCCAAUGAAGAAGGAAAAGUGCGACAACAAAGAAGAAGAAGAAGAAAUGGAGUAAAAAGCGACUUUCAUCGUUUUGUUUUGGGUAGAUGCUAUUGCGAUAGCAAGCUAGCAUGCGAGCUAGUUAGCCACUCCAUAUAUACUAAGUGUUCAGCGCCCAGUAAUGAUGGCAGACGACAUCCUGUUCGAGUUUCUUCACAUGGAGAUGGUGUCUCAUAUUUACAAAGAGCAGACGACUCGGGACGACAUCGAAAAGGAGAGAGUAACGUGUGUGUCAGUGUUAGAGGGAAUGGGCUUCAGAGUGGGACAAGGACUAAUCGAGAGGUUUACAAGGGAUUGCCCCACAUUUAAAGAUGACCUGGACAUUAUGAAGUUCGUGUGUAAAGACUUCUGGAACGUUAUCUUCAGAAAACAAAUCGACAACCUGAGGACCAACCAUCAGGGAACGUACGUCCUCCAGGACAACAGGUUCCCGCUACUGACUCAGGUUUCCUGCAAAAAGCAGCAGCUUGAAGAAUCUUCUAAAUAUUUGGCCUACACGUGUGGUUUAAUUAGAGGUGCCUUAUCUAACCUUGGAUUGGAGAGUGUGGUGACUGCUGAGGUUUCCUCAGUGCCAUCAUGCAAAUUUCAAGUUGUGGUCCAGAAAAUCUAAAAUGGACAAACACCUUUCCUCUUUCCGUCCAACGGAUGCAAUAACACGGAUCCUUAUUGUUUACGAAGAAGUCGGUGUUUACAGGUUUUACGUCUGCAGACAGAAGUUACAGUCGUGCAGGUAGAACAAGACAUGAUGCAAGAACCAGCAAGUAAAAAUGAAUCUCGCUCAGCAAACACCGCACCGCGAUUUAGCACACAUAACAUAACCGAACGCAAACCAAGUGGCCGUCUGUGCUACAUUUGUAAUCCCGCACAGAAACGGCAGGAAAUGAUAACCCAAGGGACCUACGGUACUAUUAAGUAGUCAAAAAUUGCGCACCUCAGCCCGAUAAUCUCCAUCGAAUCUUACUAAAGCGAAACACAACAAUGUGAAGAAUGUAAUCUACCUCUGUUUCCACAAAAUUAACAACGAAAAAUAUGCAUCCAAAAUGCUGCAUAUAAACAAAUAAAUAUAUAUAAUAUAAACUGAGUUUAAAUUAUUCAAUUUGUCAAUUAUUUCUUAAACAAGUAGAAAUUACAAUUAGACAAAUUAGAUGUUUAAUUUCUUUCUUUCUUUCUUUUUAUUUAUUUUUUUUUUUGUGAAAUUCCGAACGCUUUGUAGCUCCGUUUUAAAAAAGCAAAUUGUUUUUUAGUCACAGACUAAAUUAUUCCACUCACCUUCAUUUCUUUUGUUGGUUAUAGUUAAAAAACCCAAGAAACAACUAUUUAAAUGCAUUGUUUUCUUUAUCACUUUUUUUUUUUUUUUUAGCAAACAUUUUUGUGACAAUAAUAGCAAUUUGUUGUGUUCCCCCUGUUCGCAGCAUGUACAUUGUAAAUGUUCAUACACACAAAUACAUGAUAUAUUUAUAAAUUUGUGUAUAUGUAUGUACUUGUAUCUGUCCCCUUUGGCUCUAUGCAACUUCUAUUAGUGAAAGUGAAUUUUUGUAUUGUUAAGGGAAUCAAUAAAAGCAGUUUGGAAUUUA